AUCGAAGCGAGAGGAGGAGGAGAAAGAAAUUGGAGUUGGUGGUCUGAGGCUGGGCUUGGCUGUCGACGUCCUCCGACAGCCGGCCCUUCUGUUCUUCCCGGAAGCCCUCGGUUCUCUCGGAGCAGGUCGGUGGUUGCGUCCUCGACGAGCCUGCAAAGAAUUGUUUUCCUUUAUAUUACUUUUCAUGCACAGACGCUGAGCCAUUUCGCCCCCAAUGGCUUCUCUUUACGGAAUUCUGCAUCGACCUCUCUCCGCCGCAGCCGCCGUCGCCGUCGCCGCCGUGUCGUCGGCACUGCCGGACCGCGUCUCCUCCCAGCCCAAUCGGUCGGACUCCCAUGCCGCCGCACCUACGCACGUCUUGUUGCCGGAGCCAGAGCCUGCAGCGCGUCGGAUGUCCGUUUCCGACAUCUCGAACCUCCCAUUCUUGCCCAUCGACAGAAAGCGUUCCGCCCAUCUCCCAGAUUCCGUCUUCGUCUCGCCCCCCUUCCCCAUGGCUUCGCCUGCAGUCCUCCUCUCCCCGUAUGAGUACGCCAAGCUGGCCAACCCCAAAAAGAAAGACGAAUUCCCGCCGGCCAUCGCUUCUUCGCCAUCGGAUGUGAUGUACCGCUGGCAUCUGCCUGACCCCAAUGCUUCUGGGGUUGCCGGGACCGAUCACUGCUCGAGAGCAAAGUCCCAGACGGUGGUGAUUUUGCUCGGCUGGCUCGGAGCGAAGCAGAGGCAUCUGAAGAAGUAUGCUGAUUGGUACACCUCGAGGGGGUUUCAUGUCGUGACCUUCACAUUUCCCUUGGCCGAUGUAAUGAGCUACAAGGUCGGAGGGAAGGUCGAGCAGGAUGUCCAGUUGCUAGCAGAGCAUCUUGUGGAUUGGGUCUCGGAGGAGAACGGGAAGAACUUGGUCUUCCACACUUUCAGUAACACAGGCUGGUUGACUUAUGGAGUAUUACUCGAGAAGUUUAGGAAGCAGGAUCCAUCUGUGAUCGGAAAGAUCAAGGGAUGUGUCGUGGAUUCAGCUCCUGUUGCUGCAUCCGAUCCUCAGGUCUGGGCUUCAGGUUUUUCUGCUGCUUUCUUGAAAAAGCAGAGUGUAGCAACAAAGGGGAUGGUAGGCUCAAAUGAUUCAGGGAAGGGCAUGACGGAUACUGGUGAUUCAAGCUUGGGACCUAAACCUGCAGUCGCAGAAAGUGCUUUGUUAGUAGUCCUGGAGAAGUUCUUCGAGGUGGUCUUAAACUUACCUGCUAUCAACAGGAGAUUGUCUGAUGUCUUGGAUUUACUGACUUCAGAGCAACCCAAAUGUCCUCAAUUGUAUAUAUAUAGCUCUGCUGACCGAGUAAUUCCUGCAAAAUCGGUGGAAUCCUUUGUAGAAGCACAACGGAGAGCCGGGCAUGAGGUCAGGGCAUGUGAUUUCUUGUCAUCUCCUCAUGUUGAUCAUUUCAGAAGCCAUCCAGGUCUCUACAGUUCUCAGCUUGCCAACUUUCUGGAGGACUGUGUUCUCACCUGUUGCAGGGAUUCUUCAUAAGACAUUUUUUGCAUUAUAUAAUACCUUCACAUUGAUGUUCAUUCUUUUCCUGGCUAUCAAUUUAAAUUUGCCAGGCAUCAUAUAAUUUGACAGAAAACCAUUUUACUCUUUUUUUUUUUGUUUUAAAAUCAUGUGAUUACUGUAAAGACAUCAUCCAAUUUAAAGAAGAGAUGAAGUAUACCUGUUUUCCUUAA
This is a messenger RNA of Musa acuminata subsp. malaccensis (wild Malaysian banana), 1704 nucleotides long. RefSeq lists its product as uncharacterized. NCBI's taxonomy places the organism in Eukaryota, Viridiplantae, Streptophyta, Magnoliopsida, Zingiberales, Musaceae. The record is from RefSeq and is a predicted model, not a curated record.